This is a messenger RNA of Psylliodes chrysocephalus, 631 nucleotides long. NCBI's taxonomy places the organism in Eukaryota, Metazoa, Arthropoda, Insecta, Coleoptera, Chrysomelidae. The record is from the annotation of a GenBank genome assembly.
AUGAAUUCUUUCUUAGCAAUCUCGUGUUUUUUUAUUUGUUUUACAACAACUAUUGCAUUUCCGAAAAAUGGCACGAAACUUUGGUCCCACACAUUUAAAUUAGGCGAAAAAACGUAUUUUGUAGAUUUGAACGAAGUAAGUUUCGACGAUGCAGUUAUUUUCUGCAAGGACAAUAAUCUACAAUUGGUAGCUAUAGAAAAUGAGAUUGAAAAUACCAAUCUAUACAAUCAUUUGGACAGUCUGGGUAUUAUUAAUUCUGGAUUAUGGACAUCAGGAACAAAAUUAGCAUUUUCAGAAGAGUGGGUAUGGUUGACCUCAGGGGAGGUUAUUACGUUCACCGAUUGGAAUUUUGAACCAACUUACAAAAAUAAUAACGAGUAUUGUUUAGCCGUCGUUCCUUCCAUACACGAUCCUUCUCAUUUUUGGAUUAAUGAUAAUUGUGAAGUAUUAGCCUUCCCUAUUUGUCAAAGUGUCUCUUCAAAUUAAACCGAAAAAAUAUUUUUGGCUAACCUAUAGAAAAGAAUGAAAUAAAUAAUUAAAUAGUUACCAGUUUUUUAUUUUCAUGUUAGAAAUCUGUACCACCCGUGAAUAAGUCGGUAAGUCAAAAAUUAAAUUUUUUCAGUAUGGCCAU